AUGACUUCGCAGGAGACGCUCCGGGGCUCCGGUACCUCGCCCGCUGCGGAUGUUAAAAGCCGUAGUGCCAGCCCCUCUCCUCAUGUCCAUCAUCCUCAAUACCACGAUCCCACUGCUGGGCUGAGCCUCGAUCCCUCCGUGGCUGCUGGCGCCUUUUCCAAUCCUUCCUUCAACAACCAUUCUAGCCCCGGCGCUACUGGAACCGAUUCCUACGGCUACGCGGCCGGCUAUCUCUCUACCAACCCGGUGUCGCCUUCGUCGCAGACCCUGUCCCCGACCGAUCAGAGCUUCUCUCACGGCGUCAAUCUUGCUCAGCCCUUUGAUACUAGCUUUGUCAAUCACCUCGAGCCGUCGCAUGGGGUGCCCUUGCAGCCCGAGGAGAACUUUUCCAACCUCUUGAACUCUAACCCUUCUGAUUUUGAGUUCUCCGUCUAUCAGAACCAGAGUCCCAACAGUACCACCGCGCCCGAGUACGACUCUUCGCUGCUGUUGGACCCUCAGGUCCACAACCAGUCGCGAUCUGUUAACCCGACUGAUUUGGUGGGCCAGAUUCCGUCGCCCCAUGCUUCAGCCUCUCCUCAGAUUUCCCCACAAGAGCAACAACACUCACCUGGCCCCAUGUCUCCUCCCGGUUCUGUCCAAGGGGCUUACUAUACCCCCCAGCACUCGCGCCAUACAUCCUUGGACCCAUCUACCGCAAAUUAUUUGUCCGGUCAUGACUGGCAGUCGAUGAUGAGCAGUUCCGCCUUCCAAGGUCAUCGUCGGGCGCCGUCAGAAGUGUCCGAGGUCUCGUCUGUCUGCCAUUCCCCAUACAUGUCCCAGCAUGAGUCCUUUGAUGGCCCGGACAACAGCCCUUCGCCUCUUCUGGCACCGCAGAAUGACCCCGGUCUCUACGACAAUGCCUUGGGAAUCGAGUCCUUCACUCUUUCUGAGCACCACCAACCGCACCCACAGCACCAGCACCAGCAACAGCAGGCAUUGAGUCCUGCCCACAGUCCAUACAUCUCUCCGCGGCUCAUGCCUCAGCAAGGACCGGAUAUGAUCCCCAAUGUGCCUUUUAUCUCGGCUCCAGCCCCGAGUACACCAUACCCUACCCCUCCAACUGAUAUGUACGGCAAUGGUGCAGAGAGUAUGCAGCCGUCACAAUUCCAGCCCGACAUUGGACAGGCGUCUCAGAUGGCCCCUCCAUCCAUCAAUGUUGAGUUUGCACCCCCAGCCAGAAACCCUGGUUUCCCUCAGAAGCCGGCCGCGGACUUUGAUUCCUUGAGUCCUCCAUCGAGAUCCCGCAUGCGUAGCAAGUCUGAUCCUUUUGCUCAUCCUGCUUCGCGGUCUCGUUCGCCUGUUUCUACGACCAGCUUGGAGCCUCUGGCCCCAACCUCGCCGCGCUCAUUGUCGCCCUUUGAUUCUAUUGGACGGCCAUCGCACAGUAACCCCGGAUCUCGUGAACCGUCACCCUCGAGAUCCCGCCGACUCUCUACCUCGUCCAUUGACACGCGUAACUACAUCCUCGACCUGGCUGACCCUCAGCGACCUGGGGCUGUCACCACUGACGCCAAGCGGGUUCAGAAGCACCCGGCAACAUUCCAGUGUCAUCUCUGCCCCAAGCGCUUUACCCGUGCCUACAACUUGCGGUCUCACCUUCGGACUCAUACCGACGAAAGACCGUUUGUCUGCACUGUCUGUGGAAAAGCCUUUGCCCGUCAGCAUGAUCGUAAGCGUCAUGAGGGCCUGCAUUCCGGAGAGAAAAAGUUUGUCUGUCGCGGAGACCUGUCCCAUGGAGCACAAUGGGGUUGUGGUCGCCGAUUCGCUCGUGCAGAUGCUCUCGGCCGUCAUUUCAGAUCGGAAGCUGGUCGAAUCUGCAUCAAGCCUUUGCUGGAUGAGGAAUCUCAAGAGCGCGACCGUGUUCUUAUGAGUCACCAGCAGCAACCACAACAUGCCCACUUGCAGCCGGUUCCGCAGCCACUUAUGGUUCCUGGCAUGGAUGGUCAGCACGCGGGCAAUUUUGUUCUCCCCGCGGCGUUGCUUGCGCAAUACCCAGCUCUCCAAACGUUGCAGUGGGAUCAAAUACCCGCAAACGCAGAUGAGCCCAGCGAUAUUGGAGGUCGCAGCAGCUUUGAUGCCAGCUCCGGCGGCGAGUUUGGCUUCGAUGAUGAUGAGUCUGGUAUCAGCAGUGUCUCUGGGAUAAGCAGUGGAUAUGGCAGCAACCAGGGCAAUAUGUACGGACAAAACCAGAUGUUGGGUGUUAGUCCUGGUGAUUCCGGCUAUCCCUGA
Molecule: messenger RNA, 2271 nt
Organism: Aspergillus wentii DTO 134E9
Lineage: Eukaryota; Fungi; Ascomycota; Eurotiomycetes; Eurotiales; Aspergillaceae
Gene: crzA
Product: putative C2H2 transcription factor Crz1
Exons: 2
Coding region: 1-2271 (756 amino acids)
Biological process (GO): regulation of transcription by RNA polymerase II
Molecular function (GO): RNA polymerase II cis-regulatory region sequence-specific DNA binding; DNA-binding transcription factor activity, RNA polymerase II-specific
Source: RefSeq, a predicted model, not a curated record